CUCACGAGCCAACACGAAUGCAGAGGUCACAGAACGGUUCACGCCAGGAGACGCACUGACUGAUCCGUUGAUCCACAGGAAGGCAGUUCACUCAUUGACUCGUUCGCGAACGGGAAAGCCAGGAUUCGUUCCCUCACUGAUCCGUUCUCACGGUGAACUGGAAAGGCGAUUCACUCAACACCAGACCAUGGCGACUUUUCUGAGGGGGAUCAUCAAUUUCUCUAAGCAGUGGUUUGCAUUAACAGUUGACACUGAAAGGUGUAGGAGAAUUAUCCAUUUGUCACCUUCAAGACUGGAAGACCACCACUCUGAUGACAAAACUGAAUUGUCAGAGGCAGCUUAUGAGAAGCUGGCUGAUGAGACGCUUUAUGCGCUGGCUGAUUACUUUGAAGACUUAAUGGAUGAACCUUUCACUGGACCAGAGUAUGAUGUUGUGCUCUCUAGCGGUGUGCUGACAGUCAAGUUGGAUGGUCACCAUGGAACCUACGUGAUCAACAAGCAAACGUCAAACAGACAGAUUUGGUUGGCUUCUCCAACAAGUGGACCAAAACGCUACAAUUGGACAGGAAGUGGUUGGGUCUAUACUCAUGAUGGCAUCAGCCUGCACCAACUCCUUUCUGAAGAGUUUUCUGCCAUCUUCAAAAAGAACAUGGACCUCUUUGGCCUGCCCAAGUCCUGAUAUGUCAAGCCUUAUUCUGUUCUGCUAUGAGUUCUAUGGAUAACAGAAUUAAUAUAAACCUUUAUUUGACCACCUGUU
Molecule: messenger RNA, 757 nt
Organism: Syngnathus typhle (broad-nosed pipefish)
Lineage: Eukaryota; Metazoa; Chordata; Actinopteri; Syngnathiformes; Syngnathidae
Gene: fxn
Product: frataxin
Exons: 7
Coding region: 188-679 (163 amino acids)
Biological process (GO): iron incorporation into metallo-sulfur cluster; intracellular iron ion homeostasis
Cellular component (GO): mitochondrion
Molecular function (GO): 2 iron, 2 sulfur cluster binding; ferroxidase activity; ferrous iron binding
Source: RefSeq, a predicted model, not a curated record